Messenger RNA from Anthonomus grandis grandis, 4327 nucleotides. RefSeq names its product sister chromatid cohesion protein PDS5 homolog B (gene pds5). Gene Ontology annotation, biological process: DNA repair; mitotic sister chromatid cohesion. The record is from RefSeq and is a predicted model, not a curated record. Bases 261 to 3902 code for a protein of 1213 amino acids. Lineage: Eukaryota; Metazoa; Arthropoda; Insecta; Coleoptera; Curculionidae. Gene Ontology annotation, cellular component: chromatin; nucleus. The transcript is spliced from 18 exons.
GACGGUAGACUAUUACUGAAUUUUGCGAUAUGUAAGCGUCCCUGUUUUUCUUCGCGAGAAAUGUUAAUUGUUUAACAAAAAUAACGAUUCUUCCGUCGGAAAAGCGAUUAUUGGUGUUAUUGACGAUAAUUAAUUAGUUUUACAAACAGUAGGGAUUAUAUUAAAAGUGCUACACUAACGAAAAUCCUGCCUGUCCUACCUCAACACCGUAAAGCGCUGUUACGUUGAGUUUUGAUGCUAAGGGUUGAACCCACCUCAAAAUGACAGAGAUAAUUUAUCCACCUGGAUGCCGCCCCAUCAGCGAAGAUCUGGGUCCCGACGAGCUCAUUCGUCGCCUAAAGACUUUAGCCCAUACUUUACAGGCCAUGGGACAAGAUGAUGGGGCCUACAAGCAAUAUGUACCACUCAGCUUACAUUUGGCCGAGGACAUAUUCUUGAACCAUCCUUCUAGAGAUGUGCAGCUGUUGAUUGCUUGCUGUAUCGCGGAUGUAUUGAGGGUUUACGCGCCCGAAGCUCCCUACCAAGACCCCGACCAAGUAAAAACAAUAUUUUUAUUUUUAAUCGCCCAAUUAUCGGGGCUUAAAGACCCAAAAGAUCCUGCUUUUAAAAGAUACUUUUAUCUGCUGGAAAACUUGGCUUACGUCAAAUCGUUCAACAUGUGUUUUGACUUGCAGGACUGCCAGGAAAUUUUCUGCGCCCUGUUUCAGUUGAUGUUUAAAAUUGUUAAUGACGAACAUUCCGGUCGCGUAAAGAGUUUUAUGUUAGACGUCCUGUGUCCGUUGAUUACCGAGAGUGACAUGGUAGGAAAUGACUUGUUGGAUAUUAUUCUGAUGAAUAUAGUGGAACCGAAUAAGACACAGCACAAAAACGCUUAUUUUCUUGCUAAAGAGCUUGUCAUAAAAACAUCCGAGACUUUGGAGCCGUAUAUUCAAGCGUUUUUUAACCAGGUUUUGAUAUUAGGCAAAGCCGACCAAAACCUCCAAAUAUCAAGCAAAGUAUACGACCUGAUCUACGAACUGAACCACAUCUGCCCGCAAAUCUUAGUGUCAGUGCUGCCCCAACUGGAGUGUAAACUAAAAAGUACCCACGAAAGUGAACGUUUGGCCGCGGUCGCUCUACUCGCUAAAAUGUUUAGCGAGAAAGAAUCGGAGUUGCCUAGGAGACACGGCCCCCUGUGGAGGGCGUUCCUCGGUCGAUUCAACGAUAUUUCUGUGGCCAUCCGCACCAAAUGCGUGCAAUACUCGAUGCACUUUCUACUGAACCAUCCGGACCUGCGGAAGGACAUCACGGAAACGUUGAAGAUGAGACAACACGAUUCGGACGAAAAUGUGCGGUUUCAGGUGGUCAUGUCGAUAGUGACCACGGCGAGGAACGACUUCCAGGUGGUCUCGGACUCUGAGGACCUCUUGGAGUUUGUUAAGGAGCGAACGUUGGAUAAAAAGUUUAAGAUUCGUAAAGAAGCAAUGGCCGGAUUAGCGUUGAUUUACAAGAAGCAUCUGAGCGAUCCAGACGUGCCGAAUGCGACUAAAAAGGCGGUGACUUGGAUUAAAGACAAGAUUUUACAUGGAUACUAUAUGGCUGGGAUGGAGGACAAACUGUUAGUCGAAAGGUUGUUAAAUACUUGUUUAGUUCCUUACCAGUUGCCAGCCGCGGAAAGGAUGAAGAAACUGUACCAUUUGUUGGGUACCGUGGACGAACACGCGACCAAAGCCUUUAUGGAACUGCAAAAGAAUCAGUUGUGCGUCAGGAAAUUGGUUUUAGAAUGGUUGGAUCUACACAAAAAAUUCACCACAACAAACAGCCCGGACGUGCAAAAAGAUAUCGCGUAUAAAGUGACCGCCCUAUCGCGGUGCCUGCCCGAACCAGUCAAAGCCCACGAGUUUUUAACCAAGUUUAGCAAUCAUUUAAGAAAAGAUCCAGAUUUAAUGGAAAAAUUCGAAACGGUCGCUCGACCAACAGUGAGCUGCAAAGAAUGUUCUGAAGGUACUGCCGCAGUACUAAAGAAACUCGGCGCCCCCGUAAUGACAAAUCUAUACUAUAACAUGGUCAAAAUGCUGUUGGAACGUAUCAGCUCAGUAAUGAUUGAUCACGAAGCUUUAGGGAUUUUGAUACGGUACGUAGAAGAUUGCCUUAGGGGCGGCAAUAGCAUAGAAGAGAUCGGGCUUCAUCCUACGACCGCGGGCGAACGGGGAUUGAAAUUGUUGGUGAUGCUCAGCGUGAUUUUUCCGUCACACUUUCAUCAUGCGGAUAUUUUGGAAGAUUUGAUGGACUUGCUGCGUUUGGAUGAUGUCAACGUGGCCCCGUUAGUGUUGACCGUAUUCACUUUCCUCGGGAAAUACAAGUGUUUGUAUGAACAAUUCCCCAAUCUAAUGAACACUUUAGCGCCGAUUUGCAAAGAUUUCGCUUGCACGGGAACCCCAAAACAAGCGAAAGGAGCUAUUCACUGCAUCCACAAGAACAUGCCCGAUUUACACGACGAACUGUUUGCCCAAAUCCUGGAGGCGGUCAAAGAAAACUUGAAUCCGGAAUCGAACCAUUACAGAACGGCAAUCGUGGCCCUCGGUCAUAUCGCCUUCACUUUUCCCGAAAAAUAUAAAGUGCCUAUUAAAAAUAUCGUCUCUAGAAAGAUUGUUAAAGAGUUAUUAGUAAAAGAUAUAAGGGAGAGCGAGGAAGAGGAGUACAGUUCUAUGCUGGAUAGUGCUGCAACUUGGUGUCCGGAAGAUGAACUGCCCGAAGAUACGAGGUGUAAAGUCGAAGGUUUGAAGGCAAUGGCUAGAUGGCUCUUAGGUCUAAAACAAGAUGUAGCUUCUGCCCAAAAAACCUUCAGAAUGCUGAACGCUUUCAUCCUACAUAAAGGUGAUCUCCUUCAAAGCGGUAAACUGUCAAAAGCCGAAAUGUCUUGGCUUAGGUUAGCCGCAGGCUGUGCUAUGUUAAAAGUCUGUGAACAGAAGGGUGUAGGAGACCAAUACACCGCUGAGCAGUUUUACAACUUGUCCCAGUUGAUGUGCGACGAGGUAAAGCAAGUUAGGGAAAUUUUUGCCUCUAAACUACACAAAGGACUCAACAAAGGUUUACCAAACAAGUGCCUUCCCUUAGACUUUAUGGGAUAUUAUGCCUUAGCGGGACGGGAAUCCGACCACCGACUGCGCUCCCUGAUUAGGAAUUAUAUGUUAAAUGAUAUAAACAGGAGGCGAGAUUACGUGAAAACUAUCACAAUGGGCAACACGACGGCGGAAAGCAGGGCGAUGGUGCAACUGCCUCACAUUUUACCAGAUUAUAUGCUCGUCUUUGCGAUACCGGUGUUAGCACAUGAUCCACGAUUGAUGAGAUGGGAUAAUUUGACAGAGCUGCAAGCAGCCCAGCAGUGUCUCUGGUUCGUUCUGGAGCCGCUAGUUACAAAAAAUGACUAUUUCAGUUUCGGAUUCUAUAAAACUUUGAUCGAGAAGAUGAAAAAUCAUAAAGAUGCAGUUCGGCCGGACGACGACCAUUUAAAUUACAAAUUAUGGGCACUAUGCGACUUAACGACCGGCUUAAUCCUAACGAAAGCGUCCAACUACGACAUGAAAGACGUGCCGACCGACACGCGGAUACCGACAAUGCUGUUCGCCCCGCAGAAAAAUUUCCAAAACACGCGAGUCUUCUUGCCGCCAGAACUCCAGUACCAACCGAACAAGAAAAUGCUGACGUUGAGCAUGUUGAACAACGAAAACCGGGAAAAAGUCGGCAGGAAAUCGAAGUAUAUUAAACAGGAGGGAUGCGGACCGCUAGGAACUGAUGUACAACCUUCUGAAGCGUCAGAAACGAAAAUUUCAGUGCCUGGUUUGGAAGAAUCGUCGAUCCAAGAGGAGGGACCGCCGGCAAAACGGCUAAGAGAACGUAUAAGAAAUGACGAGGAUAAAUGAUGUACAUACCGAGUGUUUUUUUAAGUUAAGUUUUAACGAGUUUAAACCAAAAGUUGAUUUUUGGGAAAUAAUAUGAGACAGACGUAUAGGUUAUUUGGUAGGUUCCUGCAUUGAGUAACAGUUUGUCGCGACUUACUCGCGUAAAAUACGGGAAAGUUAUUUUUAUAUACGUAUUGUGUUGGGAGAACCGGAUUCUUGUGACUAUUUAGUUUAAGUAUUAUCCGUUUAAGCGAUGUUGUAUUUACCUUUAUAUUUAUUUUAUUAUUAGCCCGUUCACACACACUGUCUGGUUUCUAAUUACUUUGUGAAAGAUGUACAUUAAUUGAUCGACCAGGCUUCAUUUGGAAUAAUACCUAUUUUUGUCUACAUUAGAAACUAGGAAUUUUGUUAAGCGUUUUAAAUAAUAAAACAACUCCUGUAAAUAA